GGUGGCUUUCAACAUGGCACCGGUAACGCCGCGUCUGAAGUACGCAAGUAACGUAGAAACCCUCUCGUCGGGGGUGCAUUAGUGCAGGAUGGAUCGUCUACGGGGUGAAGGUUCGUCGGUGCUUCGUUGAACGCGUGAGAGUGCGAGCGUUUUCGGCGAGCGCAUCGGAUUCCGGAGUAGAUUUUAUAAACAGAAGGGGGAGAGAGAACGAAGAGGGGAAGAAAAGAAAAGAGAGAGAAAGAAGAGCGUGCUAUGUCGAGGAGUCGCACGGGGCAGGGAAGGCAGGCCAAUCCGGUGGCGGUCAUCCUACCCCGUGUCGAGUGACAGGCUGCUUACGUAACGGAUUAUUCUCGCUAUGAUAACGAUACUCCAGACGGCGCGAACGCGACACGUCGACGUGAAGAAGCGGCAGCAGCAACAGCAACGGGACAGCAUCGUCGUCGGGAGGAUCGUCGGGGCAGCGGCGACAGCGCAGCGGUUGACACCGACGGAAAUACGCCGACCCGGAUCGCGCUAUCGUCGUCUCUGAUACUCGUCGCUUGAAACGGACGCCGAGCGUCGCGACGCCCACGUCAUUCUCACCUCGGGAGUGCGAGGUACCGAGUGUGAAUUAUGACAGCGGCGGUCGUCAUGGAAAACGUUAACUGGGACCCCGCGUUGUCCAAGUUGUUGAACUCGCUGCAGGAGAACAAGUCGGAAAUACCCAGCUGUACCGAGGAGGAAUUCGGAUUUCUCAGUGAGCUAUUGCAGUCCAAGGAACUAAACGCUCUAGUUAACAUUCAUAAUAAAAUUCUCAACAAUGUUAAGGAUGACAAAUUCUUUCCUGUACUCUCAAACUCGAUGGAUAUCGACAUUGAGGUUCUCGACUUGUUGUCAACGAAAACGCAUAUUUCGCCCGACUGCAAGGAGCUAUUCCAUCUACUGCAGAAACCACAUAUCCAGGGUCUCCUUUGCGCCCAUGAUGCGGUGGCGCAAAAGGACUACUACCCGAGGCUGCCAGACAUCCCGCUGGAGGUAGACGAGGACGAGGAAACGGUGAAGAUCGUCCAGCUGGUGAAAUCGAACGAGCCCCUGGGCGACGCCGGCGUUGAACCGAUCGUGGGGGCGACCAUAAAAACCUGCGAAGUCACCGGCAAGAUCGUGAUCGCGCGGAUAAUGCACGGAGGUGCGGCCGACAGAUCCGGUCUCAUCCACGUUGGUGAUGAAGUUUGCGAAGUCAACGGUAUCAGUGUCGAGGGAAAGACACCUAGUUUCGUUCUACACAUAUUGCAAAAUUCGGAAGGGACAAUCACUUUCAAAAUAGUGCCCGCGGAUAGCAAGAGCGGAGUCAGAGAGAGCAAGGUUCGCGUGAGAGCACAUUUUUCAUAUGUGGCGACCGAUGAUCCCUACAUUCCUUGCAGGGAAGCCGGAUUAGACUUCGUCAAGGGUGAUGUUCUACAUAUUGUCAGUCAAGACGACAUUUAUUGGUGGCAAGCCAGGCGAGAAGGCGAUCGAAAUAUGAGAGCAGGCUUGAUCCCCAGUAGAGCUCUUCAAGAGCGCAGGAUUCUCCUCGAAAGGAAGGGGAAUGGGAAGACAGAUGAAGACAAUAUAAGCUUGUGUUCUGUUCCAGUGCCUUUGCACAUAUUGUGCCCCCGUCCUACCUCUUUGCACGCCUCGCCUACAAAGUGCAACUUGCAGGGAACUAAAACUAAAAAAAUCAUGUAUGACGCUGCAGAGAACGACGAUUUCGACCGGGAAGAGGUACCGACCUACGAAGAAGUCGCGAAACUCUACCCUAGACCAGGCCUUUACCGGCCGGUGGUUCUCAUCGGGCCACCGGGAGUCGGCAGAAACGAGCUGAAGAGACGACUCAUGGCGACCGACACCGAAAAGUACAAGACUCCGGUUCCUUAUACGUCUAGGCCGCCGCGACCUGGCGAAGUAAACGGCAAGGAAUAUCAUUUUGUGACUCGAGAAAAAAUGGAGGAAGAGCUCGAGGCUGGAAAGUUCAUCGAGUACGGCGAAUACAAAGGGAAUCUGUAUGGUACCAGCUCCGAGAGCGUUAGCUCGCUCGUAAAUGCCGGAUAUGUUUGCCUCUUGAACCCUCAUUAUCAAGCUCUUAAGAUGCUCAGGACACCACAACUUAGGCCGUAUAUCAUAUAUAUAAAACCGCCGACGUUCGAAGUAUUGAAAGAAACCAGAAACGAGGCCCGAGCGAGAUCGACCUUUGACGAAAGCAAUUCUCGAGGCUUUACGGAUGAGGAAUUCCACGAGAUACUGCACAGUGCGGAAAGGAUAGAAUUCCUUUACUCUCAUCUUUUCGACGAGGUAAUUGUGAAUGCUGAUCUUUCCAUGGCAUUCGAACAACUAGUCAACGCAAUUCAUCGAGUGGAGUCUGAGCCGCUUUGGGUACCAGCUUCGUGGGUUCAGUAAAGUGAUCUUUAAGAUUUGAGGAACAAAAGCGUCCGAAAGGAGAAGCGGAAGAGAAGAGUUUUGUUGUUAGAGACGACUAUUCAUCGCGGAUUUUGACGAGAUUGAGCCUUUCUCACGAUGCUCGACGACACUUUGCUUCUACCACCGCGAAGGAUGUCCCUCAAAGGACGCACUUCUUGUCCGUCAUCCCAUCGGAUUUCAAUUUACCACCUAGGGUGUUACCGCGUCUUUUACACUACCUAGAAAUUUCGUAUCUCGAGCGAAUCUUUAUCGGUUUCGAAAACGAGUUAAAUAAAAUUUUCUAUUAUCAGAUGCCGUACGUUCGUUCCCAGUGAUCGUUGUCGGCUUGCACGUGACGAUUCAUCGAUCGCGAAAGGAACGCAAUCGUACUUUUCGCGAUUAAGAGAAAGUUAAUUACAAGAUGUUAAAGUAAUUUUGAAGAUUACGCUUCAAGUGGUUCAAAAUCGUCCUUCCCUCCUUCUCUCCUUCAUCCCUCGACGUUCAAUAGUCCUUGUUUUCCGUAUAACUAUGAUACCAACGUGUCUCAGCGACACACUCCACUCUUAAUCUUAGAAUCCCUACUGCCAAAAGCUUCAUUAGCGGCGAGAGAUUUCAUAUCGCGCGGAGGAAAUCAAGAGGAGGAAGCGAUAUGAUUUCUUUAAUCUCGUUGCGAAUCUCUUCUGUACAAUCUAUCGAUAAAUUGAAAUUUAUCGUGAAAUUCCAGUUUUAAGACCACGGGAAUCUCGCAUACCUUAGACUCGACGCUCGCAAAAUGGUUAUUGCGCCACCGUGGACGAUCUUUGAUCUCGAUUGUUGUUAAUUGUUGCCAAAUAAGUAUUGUACUUAGAAUGCGGCCGCCAGACGGUCGCCCCACUGUACUUAUUGUAUUUUCCACUCGAACAGCAUUAUCACGACAUUGCUAUUUUAUUUUAUUCUUUUCCAUGACAAUGGGAUGCCGAUAUGAGAAAGGAAACAGCUGUAUCGAGUUGAUCGACUCUAUCAACAUUGCAUAAUUUCAUCUUUGAUGUAAACUCUGCAUGUUAUCGAAAUAUACUAUUAAACUUUGAA
Messenger RNA from Pogonomyrmex barbatus (red harvester ant), 3480 nucleotides. It is a transcript of the gene metro, whose product is annotated as membrane palmitoylated protein 7-like protein metro. The record is from RefSeq and is a predicted model, not a curated record. Lineage: Eukaryota; Metazoa; Arthropoda; Insecta; Hymenoptera; Formicidae. Gene Ontology annotation, molecular function: protein binding.